CAGACUGUGCGGGACGGUGCCGGACCAUCGUAUUCCUCUUAUCCUGAGGAACCUCAGACUGUGCGGGACGGUGCCAAACUUUCAAAAGAUAAGACAUUUUCCUGUACUGAGUGCGGGAAGCGUUUCCGUUUUAAAUCUGGUCUUCUCAUGCAUAUAAGAUCUCACACAGGUGAGAAGCCACAUCCCUGCCCUGAGUGCGGGAAAAGUUUUGUAGGAAAAUCCCAGCUCGUCAGACAUCAGAUAUCUCACACAGGGGAGAAGCCGCAUUCCUGUCCUGAGUGCGGAAAAUGUUUUUCAAUGAAGUCACAUCUUUAUAGACAUAAGAUAUUGCAUACGGGGGAGAAGCCGCAUUCCUGUCCUGAAUGCGGAAAAUGUUUUCCAUUGAAGGCUAGUCUUUACAGGCAUCAAAGAUUGCACACGGGUGAAAAGUCCCUUUCCUGUCUCGAGUGCGGAAAAUGUUUUUCAGAGAAGUCGAGUCUUUAUAAUCAUCAGAGAUCGCACACGGGGGAGAAGCCAUUUUCCUGUCAUGAGUGCGCAACAAGUUUUUCAAACAGGUCCAGUCUUUACAGACAUCAGAGAUUGCACACGAGUCAGAAGCUAUAUUCUUGUUCUGAGUGCGGGAUGUGUUGUGCACAAAAGUCAGAGCUUGUCAAACAUCAGAUGUCUCACACGGGUGAGAAGCCGUAUUCCUGUUCUGAGUGCGGGAAAUGUUUUAUAACAAAAGCACAACUUGUCAUACAUCAAAGGUCUCACACGGGAGAAAAACCAUAUUUUUGUUCUGAGUGCGGGAAAUGUUUUUCAGACAAGUCCUCUCAUAACAGACAUCAGAGAUUGCACACAGGUGAGAAGCCGUAUUCUUGUCCUGAGUGCGGGAAGUGUUUUGCAAGGAAUUCACAUCUUUACAGACAUCAGAAAUCUCACACAGGGGAGAAGCAGUAUUCCUGCCCUGAGUGCGGGAAAUGUUUUUCAGAGAAGUCCAGUCUUGACAGACAUCAGAGAUUGCACACAGGAGAGAAGCCACUUUCUUGUCUUGAGUGCGGAAAAUGUUUUUCAGAAAAGUCCUGCCUUUAUGAGCAUCAGAGUUCGCACACAGGUGAGAAGCCAUAUUCCUGUCGUGAGUGCGGGACACGGUUUUCAAAUCGAUCCAGUCUUUACAGACAUCAGAAGUCUCACACGGGCGAGAAGCCGUAUUCCUGCCGUGAGUGCGGGACGUGUUUUACACGAAAAUCAGAACUUGCCAGACAUCAGACAUUGCACACGGGUGAGAAGCCGUAUUCCUGUCCUGAGUGCGGGAAAUGUUUUUCAAGGAAGUCCAAUCUUUACAUACAUCAGAGAUCGCAUACGGGGGAGAAGCCGUAUUCCUGUCCUGAGUGCGGAAAAUGUUUUUCAGUGAAGUCCAGUCUUUACGUACAUCAGAGAUCUCACACAGGGGAGAAG
This is a messenger RNA of Rana temporaria (common frog), 1437 nucleotides long. RefSeq names its product zinc finger protein 84-like. Gene Ontology annotation, biological process: regulation of immune system process; regulation of cytokine production; negative regulation of transcription by RNA polymerase II. The transcript has a single exon. The record is from RefSeq and is a predicted model, not a curated record. The annotation marks the transcript as partial. Lineage: Eukaryota; Metazoa; Chordata; Amphibia; Anura; Ranidae.